ACUCAGGCGAUGGUUUGACACGCAACUGAAACAUGGUACGCAUGCGUGUUCAACCGAGUCCCUCUAAGCGAAAUUUUCAUUUCCCUGUCGGCCCAAGAAUUAAUGGAUAAAAGUACGUAAAGCUAGUAGAAUUUUCCACAGGAAUUGAAGCAGCAAGAUGCAAUCAAAGGAUAUAGUAAGCACGUUAAAGAAGUUCGACGCAUACCCUAAGACGCUCGAAGAUUUUCGAGUGAAAACUUUCGGUGGAGCGGCAGUGACAUUGGUUAGUGGAUUGCUGAUGUUCCUUCUGUUUGUAUCAGAAUUAAGUUUUUACUUAUCAACAGAGGUUACACCAGAACUAUAUGUUGAUACUGCCCGUGGAGAAAAGCUUAGAAUUAAUGUAGAUAUCAUUUUCUCAAAAUUACCCUGUGUUUAUUUAAGUAUAGAUGCCAUGGAUGUAUCUGGCGAGCAACAGAUUGAUGUAAUGCAUAGUAUAUUUAAAACAAGAGUGGAUUUGGAUGGAAAACCUAUAGACGAAAAUGCAGAAAAAGGAGAUCUAGGUGAUAAGAGCCACGAGGCCAAAGAGUUACUUGAGCUUGAUCCCAACAGAUGUGAAUCUUGUUAUGGUGCAGAGACAGCUGGAAAGACUUGCUGUAAUACAUGCGAAGAUGUGAGGGAAGCCUACAGAAGGAAAGGAUGGGCGUUAUCAGAAAUAGACAACAUCAAACAGUGUCUCAGGGAAGGUUGGAAAGACAAACUUCAAGAGCAGAAAAAUGAAGGCUGUUUAGUGACGGGUCAUCUGGAAGUUAACAAGGUGGCUGGGAACUUUCACUUCGCCCCCGGAAAGAGUUUUCAACAACAUCAUGUUCAUGUCUCCAUUCUCAAGUUAAGCUCAGGGGGAAAUGUUAUUAAACUGAAUAUGCAUGAUUUACAGCCAUUUGGAUCCACUCAGUUUAAUCUAUCUCAUCAUAUUCGCCACCUUUCAUUUGGCCAUGAAUACCCUGGAAUAAAACAUCCCUUAGAUGAUACAUAUAUUUCUGCAGAAGACGCUGGAAGCAUGUACCAGUAUUUUGUGAAGAUUGUCCCAACAAUGUAUCGGAAGUUAAAUGGCGAGGUUGUAAGAACUAACCAGUUCUCAGUCACUAAGCACAAGAGAGUGAUAAGACAGGUGUCUGGUGAACAUGGUCUUCCAGGUGUUUUUGUUUUGUAUGAAUUCUCUCCGAUGGUGGUUCAGUACACAGAGAGCAGAAGAUCCUUCAUGCAUUUUCUGACAGGAGUCUGUGCUAUAGUUGGUGGUAUUUUUACAGUUGCUGGACUUGUGGACUCUAUGAUUUACCAUUCAGCUCGAGCAUUGCAAAAGAAAAUUGACCUAGGGAAAGCAAGCUAACGUAUUUUGGAGAAUGGUUGUCAUGUGACCCAAUCUGAUGCAGCAGUGUUAGGUGACAAUAGACUUUGGGUGACAUAACGGCGAGCUGUACAAACUUUCAUCCACCACCCAGAACAUUUUGGAAAUAUCAAGGCAGUAGAAUUAGAAAUUAUCUCUAGGGACCAGUUUUUAUAUGGAUUUGUAAUAAUAAUCAACAAUAGUGUAGUCUUUUAACUCUUUAUCUACUAGAAAUGAUUAAAAUGUAACUUCCCUCUGCAAUAUCCAAACAUUAUCCAGCAAAUCAAUAACAAGAAUUCUCAUCUUAACAGAUAGUUGGUAUCUUGAUAUAAUACUAAAUUCUUGUAAGUAAGUUACAAGGGAAUGUAUAAUAGCUAGAGGAGAGAGUUAACAGUAAGAUCUUGAGAGUUCAAGGAUUUUAAACGAAAACAAUAUACUUCUGAAUCACACUGAAUUACAAGCGUGUGCCACCUUAAAAAAAAACCAACCAUAAUUAAUUUAUGAAGCUGUAUUACUUUUCUUAUUUUCGGGGCAUUAGUCAGGGACGAAUGACGAAAUGCCAUUUGGAUGCCCAUCACCUAAUGUUUGAUAGGCUGUCCUCAAUACAUUGUCGCUACAGACUGAAAAUAUUAUUUGAAUGUGUUGAUUUUGAUCGAUGUAAAUCGUUAACGGCAGUUGUGGUUGGUGGUUUCGAUGAUUUUUAUUUAAUUGAAUUGCAUAUAUCAUUUCUUGUGUACUGACAUUUGAAAUCUAGAAAUCACUCUGAGGUUUAGUACAAUGGUUCAAAAUUGCAAAUCAUAAAAAGAGGCCUAAAAAAUUUGGUUUGUUGCUGCUGAGUGAAAAACUGGAACUUGUAAUUGAGUGAAGAUUAUCCUUGUGUCAUUAUAAGAAAAAAAGUUUUUUAAACA
Messenger RNA from Pocillopora damicornis (cauliflower coral), 2271 nucleotides. RefSeq names its product endoplasmic reticulum-Golgi intermediate compartment protein 3. NCBI's taxonomy places the organism in Eukaryota, Metazoa, Cnidaria, Anthozoa, Scleractinia, Pocilloporidae. Gene Ontology annotation, biological process: retrograde vesicle-mediated transport, Golgi to endoplasmic reticulum; endoplasmic reticulum to Golgi vesicle-mediated transport. Gene Ontology annotation, cellular component: Golgi membrane; endoplasmic reticulum membrane; endoplasmic reticulum. The record is from RefSeq and is a predicted model, not a curated record.